This is a messenger RNA of Saccostrea cuccullata (small rock oyster), 2458 nucleotides long. RefSeq names its product 26S proteasome non-ATPase regulatory subunit 2-like. The coding region runs from base 1 to 2343 and encodes 780 amino acids. Lineage: Eukaryota; Metazoa; Mollusca; Bivalvia; Ostreida; Ostreidae. Gene Ontology annotation, molecular function: enzyme regulator activity. The record is from RefSeq and is a predicted model, not a curated record. The transcript has 19 exons. Gene Ontology annotation, biological process: regulation of protein catabolic process; proteasome-mediated ubiquitin-dependent protein catabolic process. Gene Ontology annotation, cellular component: proteasome storage granule; nucleus; proteasome regulatory particle, base subcomplex.
AUGGAUCUCCUAUGGACUGGGCCAAUGUUGAGGAGUCUGGGGAAGAAAAUGUUGUACAAUACUGUUUUUGUCCUAUAUAUUUACAGACAUCUGGCGGGACAGGUAGCUCAUGAGUGGCAGGAUACAGAGGAAUCUAACACAGAGAUGAGAGACAGACUCCUGAAGAUGACCAAGGAGAUCGUCCCCUACCACAUGGACCACAACGCUGAGGCUGAGGCCUGCGAUCUGUUGAUGGAGAUAGAGAAGCUGGACAUGUUAAAGAAUUACGUGGACGAAAAUGCUUAUCCAAGAGUCUGUCUGUAUCUUACAAGUUGUGUACCCUAUGUACCAGAUCCAGAGAACACAACUUUGAUGAAGACAGCAGUAGAAUUAUACAGAAAAUUUGAUCAGUAUCCACAAGCUCUCCGUUUUGCCAUGCAGUUAAAUGACAUGGCACUCAUUGAAGAAAUCUUCCUAUCCUGUAAAGACUUGUUAAUGCAGAAACAGUUGGCUUACAUGUUGGGACGUCAGCAGAUCUUCCUGGAACUUAGUGAUGACGUAGAGGAAUAUGAUGAACUAACAGAAAUAAUGUCUAAUGCCAAUCUCAACAACAACUUCAUGGCACUAGCCAGGGAGUUGGAUAUUAUGGAACCCAAAAUACCUGAGGAUAUAUAUAAAUCUCAUUUAGAACAAACUAGGAGUACCCUAGGACCCUCAAGUGUGGACUCUGCACGGCAGAACUUAGCUGCUUCAUUUGUUAAUGGAUUUGUAAAUGCUGGCUUUGGCCAGGAUAAAAUAUUAAAAGAAGAUGGAAACAAAUGGUUACAUAAAAACAAAGAUCAUGGUAUGUUAAGUGCUACGGCCUCUCUGGGUUUGGUGCUCCUGUGGGAUGUGGACAGUGGACUUACACAGAUAGAUAAAUAUUUAUACUCUUCAGAAGACUUUAUAAAGGCUGGUGCAUUGUUAGCCUGUGGUAUUGUGAAUUCGGGGGUGAGGAACGAGUGUGACCCAGCCCUAGCUUUACUGUCAGAUUAUGUCACACAUAAUACAAGUAUAAUGAAGAUAGGAGCUAUUGUAGGACUUGGACUAGCAUAUGCUGGGUCCAACAGAGAGGAUGUGUUGGCCUUAAUACUGCCAGUGCUGGGUGAUAGCAAAGCCAACAUGGAGGUGAUAGGAAUGGCUGCCCUGGCUUGUGGAAUGAUUUCAGUAGGAAGUUGUAAUGGUGAUGUGACCUCUACAAUCCUACAGACGAUGAUGGAGAGGUCAGAAUCCGAUCUGAAGGAGACUUACGGAAAAUUCCUCGCACUGGGCCUGGCUCUUACUUAUCUUGGGAAGCAAGAUGCUGUAGAUGCCACAUUAGAAGCAUUAAAUGUGAUAACAGAACCUCUCAAGUCAAUGGCCAGAAUGAUGGUUGAUGUCUGUGCAUAUGCAGGUACUGGUAAUGUGUUAAAAGUCCAGCAUUUGUUACAUGUGUGUUCAGAACAUGAUGACUCUAAAGAUCAGGAGAACAAUGAAAAGAAGGAUGACAAGAAAAAAGAUAAAGACAAGAAAGAGGAGACACCAAAUGCUGACUUGUCCCUACAGCAGGGUAUUGCUGUACUAGGGAUAGCACUCAUCUCUAUGGGAGAGGAAGUUGGAGCAGAAAUGUCUUUCAGAACUUUUGGGCAUUUGCUACGUUAUGGAGAGCCAGCCAUCAAGAGAGCAGUCCCCCUAGCUCUAGGUCUGAUAUCAGUAUCCAACCCUAAAUUACAAAUUCUGGACACCCUCAGCAAGUUCUCCCACGACAGUGACCCAGAAGUCUCCCAUAAUGCUAUCUUAGCAAUGGGAAUAGCUGGAGCAGGAACAAAUAAUGCCAGACUGGCAGCUAUGCUACGUCAGCUUGCUGUCUACCAUUCAAAGGAUCCUAACAACCUGUUUAUGGUGCGCCUGGCCCAGGGGCUGACCCACUUAGGGAAGGGUACCCUGACCCUCUGUCCGUUCCACAGUGACAAGGCAUUAAUGUCCCCAGUGGCAGUAGCUGGACUGAUGGCCGUCCUAACAGCUUCUCUAGAUGUCAAAACAUUAAUUCUUGGAAAAUCCCACUACAUUUUAUAUCAUCUUGUAUCUGCAAUGCAACCAAGGAUGCUGACCACAUUUGAUGAAGAACUGAGACCUCUUCCUGUUCAUGUUAGAGUUGGUCAGGCAGUGGAUGUGGUUGGACAAGCUGGUAAACCUAAAACAAUAACAGGAUUCCAGACCCACACUACCCCUGUGUUGCUGGCUUAUGGAGAGAGGGCUGAACUGGCCACAGAAGAAUAUAUACCUUUAAGCCCCAUCAUGGAAGGAUUUGUGAUACUGAGGAAGAACCCUGACUAUGAAGCUUAAAGCUGUCCGUGUUAAAUAUUGUCAACAUGAACUCUUGUGAAAAAAGAUUCUGUAUCAUUUAUGAAUUUACUGGAAAAAAAAAAGAAACAAAAAUAAAAAUCAACAAACACUUUAA